AUGAGCAAAGUGACGAGCUCCAUCAAAGCACUGGGGAAGAGACGAUUAUGGCAAGCAGCCCUCGCGAUUUUGCAGGACCUUGCGGAGACAAAAACACAAACAGAUCUUCGCCAUGUUACGGCUGCCAUGAGUGCUUGCGAGAAGGCAUCCGAGUGGCGCGCCGUCCUGUCCCUCGCCGCCGAAAGCGCCGUUUGCGCGGACGCCCGGGCGACGGGCGCGGCGCUGCUGUCGCUGGCGCGGGCGGCGAGGUGGCGCCAGGCGCUGGACCUGCUUCGGGAGAGCCCAGUGGACUUGCUUGGCUACAUUGCCGCUAUGAACGCCUGCACGCGGGCCAGCCGCUGGCGGUAUGCCUUGGAACUGCUGCAAGAUGCGCGUUCAGCUGGUCACUCGCCGGAUAUCAAAACCUACACCACCGCGGCCGUGGCCGCGCGUCGUGGAACUUGGCCGCUCGCUUUCGAGGUUCUGGCAGAAGCGCUGGCCGAAGGCCUCCAGGUGGACACUGCCUUCUUCAAUUCCCUCUUGGGCGUUUGUCUCGACGCCGAAGGCACCCCAGGUGCCUGGGUGGCUGCCUUGCAGUUGCUCGCAGAGAUGGGCAAGAUGCAGUGUCCUGCUGAUGCAGUGAGCUUUGCCACCUGUGCUCGCACCUGUGAGCGAACCCUGCAAUGGGAACAGGCAUUGGCUCUCUUCGAGGUGGCACGAGCUGGGCAGACAUCAAUCUCUGGGCUUCUGAAUGCUGUGUCUGGCGCCAGCGGCCGUGCCGGACGAUGGGAAGAUGCCAUGAGCUGGCUGCAGGUGGCCUGCGAACAGCGUCUGGACAACGUAGUGACCUACAACACAGCGGCCAAUGCUUGCGUGAAGGCAGCGCGCUGGAGCAAGGCGCUGGACAUUUUCUCACGCACUCCGGCUCCAAAUGCCGCGAGCUUUACCACUGCGCUGCAUGCGUGCGAGGAUCACUGGGAAGACGCCUUGGGUCUACUUGCAGACAUGACGGCGGCUGCGCUUCAACCGGAGCUCGCUGACUUUCGGACGUAUGCAAGGGCCUUGGGCCGUGCGCGGCACUGGCAGCAGGCCGUGCAGCUGCAACAGAUUGUGAGAGGUGAGAAGCUCUCAGAUCGACGAGGAUCCCUUUGGAGUGUGGUGGCAUGGGCCUGCCAGGCGUCGGGAGUCGGUCGCCCUUUGGUUCCACGUUGGAUGCACCUGGGCGCCUGGAAAGAGCUGGAGUUGCUGGCGCACGUCCAGCACGUGGCGCCCAGAGGGAGCAUCGACGCAGCGCUAGACGCCGUGGAGGAUUUUGCACAGAAAGUUCAGUGGCUGAAGGUCCUUGGCGGCGCCAAAGCACGGCUGUUGCAGAGCAGCUUGCGCCCGGGGGACAAUGUGGUGGAGCUUGGUAGCUACGUGGGGUACUCUGCCUUACUGCUCCUUCAGCAGCUGCGGAAACUGGGAGGGGGAGGAACUGUGACCACGUGCGAUCAAGACGCUGCUGUGGGGCUGAUAGCAGAAAGGCUGCUGCAGUGGGUGGAUCCAACACAAUGCGAGGUGAUGCUGCUGAUUGGUCGUAUUCAAGACUUGUCAGCAUGCCCGCGCUUCAGAAGCGCAGACUUGGUGGUGCUGGACCAUCAAGCUGCCCGAUAUGGGCCGGACCUUGCCAUGAUGCUUCGGCUUCGGCAAGGGGCGCUUCGCUUUUUCGCAGACAACGUCUUGCACCCUGGUGCGCCAGCGUUUCUCCACUUUCUGCACGAAACCGACAGCGAUGUCGCCCUGCAUGAAGUGCUGGAGUUUGCUCACUCACCUGCAGUAGCAGACUGGAUUGUUCUUGGCCAAGUGCGAAGGUGUGGAGACAUCCUUCCAGCGUUCGAAUCUCCGCCGGAGAUUCGCUGGUGGUCCGCGGAGGUGGAGAGUAUUUGCCGCUUCAGCCGGCGACGAGGGGCAGAUCCAGAUUGGCUCAGCUUCCAGGAAGAGCUGCGCAAAGUUUUGCGGCCAUGGGCCGAGCAUUUGAAGCGCUAA
Messenger RNA from Effrenium voratum, 2004 nucleotides. The record is from the annotation of a GenBank genome assembly. NCBI's taxonomy places the organism in Eukaryota, Dinophyceae, Suessiales, Symbiodiniaceae.